AUGGGCACCAUCACCGACAAGAGCAUUUCUAUCGCCGAACUGGUGGUAUAUAUCCCAGUUACAUUAUUGGCCAUCUUUGUUGUCUUUCGCCAUGGAUUUCACAAGCAACUGGGAUGGAUUUACCUCUGCAUAUUUGGAGGUAUUCGCAUUGCUGGAGCUAUCUUGGAGAUUUUGAGUACGCAGCAUCCCGACAACACAAAUGACGCAGAGUGGGCGAUGAUCCUGCAAUCCGUCGGUCUUUCGCCUUUGUUACUGUCGACUUUGGGUCUUUUGAAAAGAGUGUCAGUGCCGUCUCUGGAAUUUUUGGUAAACUACCAUUCCGGUGGCCAAGACAAGGUCCGCGGCGCAAUUAUUGUUUAUCUUCUCGUCUACCUUGCCGUAUGCCUUCUUUGGGUGAUCACUACCCGUGACCUCAGAAGCAUGGAUGCAGGUCAAAAGAGAAUAUUCUCCUGCGUGUUCAUUGCAUUGCCACUCAUCGCUGUUCGUCUACUAUACAGUCUCAUAAGUGCUUUCGGACAUAACAGCAAGUUCUCAAUCCUGGGCGGAGACCCGAAGGUCAAGCUCGGCAUGGCAACCAUUGAAGAGUUUCUUGUUGUGGUCAUAUACACUAUUCUGGGCCUGGGUCUUUCUCGCUCAACUAUGGAUGUCCAUGGUCGACAACAACAAGCUUAUCCCAUGGCGUCUGAGGAGGGUUCCGAAGAGUAUGCGCCCGGAUACAACAAUGUGCCUUAUGCUAAGGCUGGAGCUCAGCAGGCGUAUGAUCAGAAUUACGCACGACAGAGCCAAAGAGAGCAAACGAGAUAA
Molecule: messenger RNA, 804 nt
Organism: Penicillium angulare
Lineage: Eukaryota; Fungi; Ascomycota; Eurotiomycetes; Eurotiales; Aspergillaceae
Exons: 3
Coding region: 1-804 (267 amino acids)
Source: RefSeq, a predicted model, not a curated record